AUGGCGUCUCGUUUUGAUGUAGCUGUGCACCGCGCCAGGCAAGAAGAUCUCUCAAUCUUCUUCCAUCACCACAACUGGCUAACCGACAUUAGACUGCACGAGCGCUUCCCCCGCGGCUCGGAUUAUCAGACAGCCAAACCUGCUCUCAAGUGGUACCGCACUAUCGAUGGCCGUGUGGCUGUAGCUUUCGAGGGCUUGAGAAUCACUGAUCUGUGGAACGAACAACUGAGUCUGAUCGAUCUCCUCAGCAGGGGCGACAUCUUCAGCAUCAUUCCCACCGAGUUGAUCACCAGACCUUGCAGACUCGCUGCUAUGAUCAUGCAGGUUUGUGCAGAGGUCUCUCUCCAGAAGGCCAGAAACUUUCACACUCCCAUCACUGAAGAGGAGAUUGAUGUCGGCACCUUUGCGCACCCCUACCAGCUUGUGCUUGUCGCCGACGAUGACAUCGACCCUGCUGUCUGGAUGGAUGCCUACACUCUCGCCCAUGACACCGGCGUCAAGCUGUCCACCCCCACCAUCAACAUCACUUACCCUGGCGACGAGUACCAAUACCUGACCAACGCCGAUGUCGUCUUUGCCAGCAUCGACCGCAUCAAGAAGCUCGUUGGCACCAAGGCCAUUGGCUUGUCCUGCGUCCGCCGCAUCAUUGUUGAUGAGCCCCUGUACAUCAACAAGACCACCUGGGGCUCUCUGGCCAUGCUGCUUCGCCACCCGGAGAUGAACCCCGAGGUCGGCACUUUGUUCGUCGGUCGCGCAGCUUCUUUGGAGCCGGAAGUUGUCAAGAAGAUCCGCGACUUCACUACUCACACCCUGCCCUACUGGCACGAACACACUGCCGAAAGCCGUGCUGAAGCCCAGGCCGAGUGGGACGCCUACGAAGCCACCAUCUAA
This is a messenger RNA of Aureobasidium musti, 891 nucleotides long. NCBI's taxonomy places the organism in Eukaryota, Fungi, Ascomycota, Dothideomycetes, Dothideales, Saccotheciaceae. The record is from the annotation of a GenBank genome assembly.